Molecule: messenger RNA, 1858 nt
Organism: Vigna unguiculata (cowpea)
Lineage: Eukaryota; Viridiplantae; Streptophyta; Magnoliopsida; Fabales; Fabaceae
Source: RefSeq, a predicted model, not a curated record
UAGGUCUUUAACUAUACACAGUUGUUAACUUGUUAUCGUGUUUCUCUUUUGAGAUCAGAAAUUGAAUGGAACCCUAAUAGAAAAAUACGAGGGAGUGAGGUUUGAAGCAGUAUCUGUCUCAAAAUCUGAGUUACUCAGUACCAAAGCUCAGGUAACAUCAUUUUCCUUCAAUCCUCUGCCUUGUCAAUUUUCAGGAAUUUUCUUCGAUUGGAAAAGCUUAGUUUUUUUUUUUUUUUUUUUUUUUCCGUCAUCACCAUGUUGAAUAAACUUCUGUACUUGAAAUGUGUCACUUCCACAGCAACAUUGUGUUACCCUUUUAUCCACCACUACCCAUUCGUCUUUUCUCUUCGUUUUAGCACAGCCACUUCAAAUUCACGCCCAUUUGCAGUAUCCUACCUCAUUGACAACUUUGGGUUCUCCCCUGAGUCUGCUUCCAAAACAUCUAACUCCUACUGUAUUUCUUUCCAGACCCCAGAAAAACCCGAGACGGUGAUCAGGUUUUUCAGAAACCACGGUUUCUCUAAUAUCCAAAUAAACUAUAUGGUUAGAAAGGCACCAUGGUUGCUUUCUUGUGACCCCUCCAAAAGGGUAUUGCCAAAGUUUGAAUUUUUUCUCUCAAAGGGUGUUUCUAGCUCUGAAAUUGUUAACCUAGUGAGUAAGUACCCUAGAUUUCUGCGUCCAAGCCUGAAGAAUCAUAUACUCCCUACCUAUGAAUUGAUAUAUAAGUUCUUGCAAUCACAUGUGAAGACUACUCGUUGUAUGUUUGGUAAUUCAUUUUUCUCUCGCGGGGAUCGUCUGGCACGCAACAUCAGAUUGCUGCUAGAGAAUGAAGUGAGAGAAUCGAACAUUGCAAGAUUGCUUGGGAACCAUAGUAAGGAGGUGUUCGCCUCAAAUGAUAUAGUUAAGUUGGUGAAGGAAGUAAAGGAUUUGGGGUUUGAUCCUUCAAAAGCAAUUUUUGUUGUAGCGAUGAUUGCCAUAAAAAGGACGAGUCCUUCCCUGUGGAAGGAGAAAGUUGAUACCUUCAAGAAAUGGGGUUGGUCUGAUGAAGCCUUGUCUGAAGCAUUUAGGAGGCACCCUCACUGUAUGUUGACAUCCAUCAAAAAAAUAAAUGUUUUGAUGAAUCUCUGGGUCAAUGAGUUGGGCAGGGAUGCUUUGGAACUCGUCCAAGGUCCAAAGAUUUUCGGGUUGAGUAUGGAAAAGAGAAUCAUUCCAAGGGCUCGUGUUGUCCAACAUUUACUUGCUAAAGGUUUGAGGAAAAGCAGUGCCAGCUUUAUUACCCCGAUUUGUGUUUCUGAAAAGGUGUUUCUUGAGAGGUUUGUGGCAUGUUUUAAGGAGGAAUCAUGUGAACUAUUAAAGCUGUACCAGGAAAAUGUUAGUGUUCAAGGAUAAGAGGAGGUUGGUGCAGCAUGGAGCAGUUCUCAAAUUGUUAACUCAUGACUACAAAUUUCUCUGGUUCAAGCUUGCUGUCCAAGUUCAACUACUUGGUGGGUUAUAAAUGAUUGAAGCAGGAGAAGCUUAGCACAAAUUCUUUACAAUAGUAACAUUCCAUGUUUUUGCGUAACCUAGCAUACAAUAGCAUGUUUUGUUGUUCCCUUUGUUAGAAAGAUGCAUUUGCCAUCCGUGUAUUUUGAGUAUGGACUGCCAUGGAUCUUUUAGCUACUAGUUUUUAUUGAUCUCCUUUUUAGGUUUGGCUUGUCGCCAGAAAUUUUCUAACUUUUUGGUUAAGGGGGCUUAUUGAUGAAAGCUCCUUGUAAUUUAAAAAAAAUCUGGGUCCAUUAUUCGUUUUUCCUUGUUAGGGCAAUUCAACAAUGUAUCUCAGACAGUUAGCAGGGGAAUAUAUUGAAUGACAGCUUCUGAA